Messenger RNA from Nilaparvata lugens (brown planthopper), 1220 nucleotides. RefSeq names its product 5-hydroxytryptamine receptor-like. The annotation marks the transcript as partial. The transcript is spliced from 4 exons. Gene Ontology annotation, biological process: adenylate cyclase-activating adrenergic receptor signaling pathway. Gene Ontology annotation, cellular component: membrane. The record is from RefSeq and is a predicted model, not a curated record. Lineage: Eukaryota; Metazoa; Arthropoda; Insecta; Hemiptera; Delphacidae. Gene Ontology annotation, molecular function: G protein-coupled amine receptor activity.
GUACUGGGCAGUGACUAAUAUCGACUAUAUACACCAACGUACAGGCAAAAGAAUCGGCCUGAUGAUUCUGGUCAUCUGGUGCGUCUCCUUCCUCGUGUGUAUUGCCCCACUUCUGGGCUGGAAGGACCCCGGAUGGGAACAUCGUGUGUCUCAGGAACGCAUGUGUCUAGUAUCACAGGACAUAGGCUACCAGAUAUUCGCAACGCUAGCCUCGUUCUAUCUGCCCCUGCUUGUCAUACUCUUCCUGUAUUGGCGGAUCUUCCAGACAGCACGCAAGCGAAUCAGACGGCGAGUCACUGUGGCGACUCCACCCACUUCGGCAAAAGGGGGUGGAGCAAAGGGCGGGCCUCAGCCUAGAGGCGGGGUUAUUGCCGGUCUCUGCGCUGCAGGAGCGGCAGGCGGUAGUGGUGGUAUAGCAGCAGCUGUAGUCGGCGUAAUCGGCCGCCCUCUCCCCACCAUCUCUGAAGCAACCACAACAACAACCACAACAACAGCCUUCACCAACGUGAGCUCGGCCAACACCUCCCCGGAGAAGGGCAGCUUUGGCAAUGGUCUCGAAGCAGACCCGCCCACCUGCGAUCCAAUGAGUUCUAUUGGUCCCACCGCCGGCGCCAAUUACAGCCAACCGCCGCCCCUCAAGCAGCGCAAGCAGCCCAAAGAGAGCGCCGAGACCAAGCGCGAGCGGAAGGCAGCCAAGACCCUAGCCAUCAUCACGGGAGCAUUCGUGAUUUGCUGGUUGCCAUUUUUUAUUAUGGCCAUUCUGCUACCUGGAGACAGUGGGAUGUUCCAUCAGUACGUGAUUGCCUUCUUCCUAUGGCUGGGUUAUUUCAAUAGCACUCUGAACCCGAUCAUCUAUACUGUGUUCAGUCCCGAAUUCAGGCAUGCCUUCAAGCGACUGCUGUGUGGCAGACGGGCUUCUGUGCGCAGACGCGGCGCGCAUCACAAUUUUCCGCGCUGAUACUGUAUCAUACAGGGAUGAUACUGUAUCAUAUGGAAUGGUACUGUAUCAAAAACAAUUAUACAGUAUCAUAAGCUGGAGUGAUAUAGUAUCAUACACUGGGAUGAUAUGAUAUAUUGUAUACUGGAAUGAUACAGUACAAUACUCUGGGAUGAUACUGUAUCAAAAACAAUGAUACCGUAUCAUAUGGAAUGAUACUGUAUCUGUGAGAGAAGUUGUGUGUAUUUUGCGUUCAAAAUUUUAUAAAAUAACUUGAUUAAUU